CUUCUACUAUUGAAUCUCAGAGUUGGCCGUGACGCGCGGCCCAUGGGAAGACCACAUAGAUCUCAGCAGAAUGCUACGACCAUCGAGCUUUCUCCCCCGACGACUCGUGUAUGGGAAUCUCUCUGCGCAGCUCGCCUUUUGAGAGAAACACACUUUUUGGGGACGGGACACGGUGAAAGCGGUGAGAGCGGUGGAGACCUCCGGAUCACGAAAUGUUGGGAUGGAAGGCGCAGACUUUGACUCGCCGUCUCCAACAGGAGUAUGAAGUCCUACUUGACGGGUGUGAGAUCUCCGAGAGUGAAACUUUGUUGCCUUGGGAUAUCGCUACACGCCAUCGGGGAGAUACAAUAAAGUGGGAAACGGUUACCACCUCGCAGUCCCCGCAACAUGGCCUCGGCUGCUAAUGCGCCCUCCGAGCAGGAAAACAGAGACCCCGAUCGGCCGAGGAUAACGCGGAGGAACAGGGGGGACUAUACCCGCAACACACCGCUGGAUUUGGAGUAUUUGCAGCGGCCGAGUUACUGCGAUGCGGGCUUCGCUUUGCAGCAGAUCACAGAGGGGAAGGCGACGGGGAGGAAGGCACCUCUGUGGCUGAGAGCGAAGUUCCAGAGACUUUUAUUCAGGCUGGGCUGUUACAUACAAAAGAACUGCGGAAAGUUUUUGGUUGUGGGGCUGAUGAUUUUUGGAGCUUUCGCUGUGGGCUUACGGGCAGCUAAUCUGGAGACGGACGUGGAGAAACUCUGGGUGGAAGUUGGCGGGCGUGUGAACCAGGAGCUGAGGUACACACGGCAGAAGAUAGGCGAGGAGGCCAUGUUUAACCCUCAGCUGAUGAUCCAGACGCCGCGGGAUGAAGGAGCCAAUGUUUUAACGGUGGAGGCGCUCCUGCAGCACCUGGAUUCAGCUCUCAGAGCCAGCAGAGUUCAUGUUUACCUUUAUAAUAGACAAUGGAAAUUGGAACACUUAUGCUACAAAUCAGGAGAACUAGUCACAGAAACUCAUUUUAUGAAUCAGAUCAUAGAAAAGCUACAUCCCUGCCUCAUCAUCACCCCUUUGGACUGUUUCUGGGAGGGCGCCAAGCUCCAUUCAGGAAUGCUCUAUCUCCCAGGUAAAGACCCUUACCAGUGGACCAACUUUGACCCUAAGGAGUUCCUCGAGGACUUGCGAAAGGCAAACUUCCCCGUUGAAGGUUUCGAGGAAAUGUUAGAGAAGGCGGGCGUCGGACACGGCUACAUGGAUAGACCCUGUCUGAACCCUGCUGACCCUGACUGUCCCCUCACUGCGCCCAAUAAGAACUCAACAAAGCCAUUCGACGUGGCGCGGGCCCUGAGAGGAGGCUGCCACGGUCUGUCCAGGAAGUACAUGCACUGGCAGGAGGAACUGAUCGUGGGAGGGACCACCAAGAACGGCAGCGGACCCCUGCUCAGUGCCCAGGCCUUACAGACCAUGUUCCAGCUGAUGACUCCCAAGCAGAUGUUUGAGCACUUUCGGGGCUACGACGAUGUUUCCCACAUCAACUGGAACGAAGAGAAGGCUGCAGCUAUACUGGAAGCCUGGCAGAGGAGAUACUCUGAGGCCGUGUUGCAGAGUGUGGCAGCAAAUUCCUCCCAGAAGGUUUUGUCUUUCACCACCACCACUCUGGAGGACAUCCUCAAGUCUUUCUCUGACAUCAGCGUCAUCCGUGUGGCCAGUGGAUACCUGCUGAUGCUGGCCUAUGCGUGUCUGACCAUGCUGCGGUGGGACUGUGCCAAGUCUCAGGGGGCCGUGGGGCUGGCGGGUGUCCUGCUGGUGACGCUCUCUGUGGCGGCCGGUCUGGGCCUCUGCUCUCUGCUGGGCAUCUCCUUCAAUGCUGCCACCACACAGGUGUUACCCUUCCUGGCUCUGGGCGUUGGAGUGGAUGAUGUCUUCCUCCUCGCUCAUGCCUUCAGUGAGACCGGACAGAACAAGAGGAUCCCCUUUGAGGACCGUACGGGCGAGUGUCUUAAGAGGACGGGGGCAAGCGUGGCUCUCACCUCCAUCAGUAACGUCACAGCAUUCUUCAUGGCAGCCCUCAUCCCCAUCCCGGCGCUCAGAGCUUUUUCUCUACAGGCUGCAGUAGUGGUGGUGUUCAACUUUGCUAUGGUGCUGCUCAUCUUCCCCGCCAUCCUCAGCAUGGACCUCUACCGACGAGAAGACCGACGUUUCGACAUUUUCUGCUGCUUCUACAGCCCAUGUGCCAACCGUGUGAUCCAAAUAGAGCCCCACGCAUACCUGGACGGGGCAGAUUCAAGCCGCUACAGCCCUCCGCCCUCCUACCGCACCCCUCCGCCCUCCUACCGCACGCCUCCGCCCAGCUACAGCAGCCCCCCUCCCUCGUACAGCAGCCACGGCUUUGCCCAGCAGACCCAGAUCACCAUGCAGUCCACGGUGCAGCUCAGGACCGAGUACGACCCGCGCACUCAGGCCUUCUACACCACAGCCGAGCCCAGAUCCCAGAUCUCUGUGCAGCCCAUCAACCCAGCUCCCGCCAGGAGCAACCAGAACGCCGACUAUUACAGCAGCAACGCAAGCGGGAGCAGGAGCAGCAGCGGCAGCAACCACGGCAAUCUCAACAACAACAACAGCGGGAGAAUGGGGAGCAAUGGGGGAUCACGGGGUUCGGACACGUUCUCCCAUCAUCAUCCUGUUCCUGCUCCGGCUGCUCCAAAUGCCAGCUCGGCUCCUCAGGGUGACGUGGCCUCAUCCACAGGACAGAUCCCGGAGAAUAACAGCUCUACACGGGACCUUAUAUCCCAGUUUGGGGAUGGCUCACUGGGCCUGCGCUGCCUUGAGCCUCCCUGUUCACGCUGGACACUGGCAUCUUUCGCUGAGAGACACUACGCUCCGUUCCUUCUGCAGCCCACUACCAAGGUGGUUGUGAUUGUGCUCUUCCUCUGCCUGCUGGGAGUCAGUUUAUACGGGACCACCCAGGUGAGGGACGGCCUGGAGCUGACCGACAUCGUGCCCAGAGAAACCAGCGAGUACGACUUCAUCGGCGCCCAGUUCAAGUUCUUCUCCUUCUACAACAUGUACGUGGUGACGCAGCGGGCCGAAUACGCCCAGAAGCAGCCUCUGCUGCACCAGCUCCACCAGAGGUUCCACACUGUGCGCUACGUGCUGAAGGAGGACAACGGACAGCUGCCCCGCAUGUGGCUGGGCUACUUCAGGGAUUGGCUGCAAGGUCUCCAGCAGGCUUUCGACAAGGACUGGGAGGCCGGCCGCAUCACUCUCAACAGCUACAGGAACGGCUCCGAUGAUGGCGUCCUGGCGUACAAGCUUUUGGUGCAGACAGGACGCAGGGAAAAGCCCAUCAACUUCAACCUGCUGACUCGUCAGAGGCUUGUGGACGCAGACGGCAUCAUCAACCCUGGGGCUUUCUACAUCUACCUAACCGCCUGGGUCAGCAAUGAUCCUGUGGCCUACGCCGCCUCGCAGGCCAACAUCCGCCCACACCCUCCUGAGUGGCUCCAUGACCGUACCGACUCUAUGCCCGAGACACGCCUCAGCAUCCCGGCAGCUGAGCCCAUCGAAUACGCACAGUUCCCCUUCUACCUCAACGGGCUCCGGGAGACGCCGCAGUUUGUGGAGGCCAUCGAGAGUGUGCGGGCUAUCUGCAGCAACUACAGCCGACAAGGAUUGCCCUCCUACCCAAACGGCUACCCUUUCCUCUUCUGGGAACAGUAUGUUAGUCUGCGCCACUGGCUCCUGCUGUCCAUCAGUGUCGUGCUCGCCUGCACCUUCCUGGUCUGUGCCCUCUUCCUGCUCAACCCGUGGACCGCUGGCAUCAUAGUAUUGGUGCUUUCUCUCAUGACUGUGGAGCUGUUUGGCUUCAUGGGGCUGAUGGGAAUCAAGCUGAGCGCCGUGCCUGUGGUCAUCCUCAUCGCCUCCGUCGGCAUUGGAGUGGAGUUCACCGUCCAUGUUGCCCUGGCGUUCCUGACAGCCAUAGGGGAUCGUCACAAGCGGGCCGUGCUGGCGUUGGAGCACAUGUUUGCUCCGGUGCUCGAUGGAGCCUUUUCCACAUUACUAGGCGUCCUCAUGCUUGCUGGGUCUGAGUUCGACUUUAUCGUCAGGUAUUUCUUUGCAGUGUUGGCCAUCCUUACAGUUCUUGGAGUACUGAAUGGAUUGGUACUUCUUCCAGUAUUACUGUCGUACUUUGGACCCUAUCCUGAGGUGUCACCAGUCGAUGGUCGCAGCAGGUUACCCACCCCGUCCCCAGAGGCCCCACCUCCCGUGGUCCGCUUCUCCGUCCGUCCUCACCACACUACCGGGACCGCAACCACCUCGGGCGCAGCUUCAGACUCUUCAGACUCUGAGUACAGUUCUAACACCACAGUGUCUGGCAUCAGCCACGAGCUGCAGAACUACAACCUGCCCUCCUCACACAGAGGACAAACUCGAGCAGAGGAGCAGCAGUACCACCUCCAGGCCAGCAGGGGCAGAGCAGCCAGGACAGAAGAGGAGAGAAGAGCAGGAGCAGGGCACAGACGCUCAGCCAGACAGCCCGAACCUCCAAACUAUUCUUCGACUGUGUCCUCUCAGGGUUGUGAUUCUGGGACCCGGUCCAGGGCUACUCAGCGUACCAGCAGCAGGGGCCCCAAGAGCCAGCUGCACUGGCAAGCCCCGCCCCCAGCCCGCCCGCGCAUGGACGCUUUUGAAACUGCUACUGAGGCUGGGGGCCAUCAUGGCGCUCACAGCCAUAGAGAACACUCAGCAGGCCAUAGAGCCCGCGCUACCCACAACCCACAGCCUAAUCACCACCACCCACACCACCACCCUAACCCCACCCCAUACUGCCAACCCAUCACCACGGUAACGGCGUCAGCCUCCGUCACUGUUGCCGUCCACCCGCCCCCUUUAUCCAACCAGAGCCCCCCCACUUCUUCUUAUCCAGGAUACACUGCAACGGACAGUUACUGCUCAUCAGGGCCGAAGGAGCCGGAGACUGUCUUCCAGGACCCACACGUGCCGCUGGACACCCACACAGGGGUCAGGGGGGUCCAGGUGGAGGCCAUGGAGCUUCAAGAUUUGGAGUUUGAGGCAGCUGAGAGCAACAGUAGCAGGCGGGCGAGCUGAGUUGUGGAGAACCGAAUUACACCGGCCAAAGACCUGGCCUGGCACAGCCCAGCCCAGCAUAGCCCAGCCUGGCCUAAUCCCGGCAGAGAAAUAACUCUCCAGUGUUGCCGUCAUGGUGCUCAUUUUUACUGUAAUCCAGUGGACUAUUGUCUUAGAUAUUUCUAUCUAUAUUUAAAAGAUGUAUACAUAUGUAAAUAUGAACAAAAAGUAGUAAUAAUGUUUGGAGAUGUACAACUCCUCAUGUUAACAGACUGGGGCUGCCAUUUUAUAUGGUGUGCACGUGCGUGCGUGUGUGUGUGUGUGUGUGUGUGUGUGUGUUUUGGUGUGUAUGACAUGGAGAGAUAGAUCUCUGAUUACUGUUCACUCAUCUGUGGAUCUGUGCCAUUAGGAAGCUUCAUCUAGACAAACAUACCUGUCAGCAUUCACUGUUGCUGCUCAAAAUAUAUUUUUUAAAUAAUAUACAUUUAUAACUCUAUGCAAAUGUCUCUUUUAAACAAAAGAAGUGAUCUGUCUUCAUAUAUGUGCGUGUGUGUAUGUGUGUGCGUGUGUAGCAGGUGAGUGUUGUGCUGUGCGGUGUGAAACAGCCCCUUUAUUUUCUGGCUUAUACAUCAGAUACAUCCUGAGAACAGACUAACAAUAACACCCUCACUUCAACAUGAGGGAGGGGGAAUGUUAGAAUUAUCAAACAGGGCUAUGGUAUAUAUGCGUGUAUGUGCGUGUAUGUGUUCAUGUAUGUUUGUUUACUAUUGUAUAAAGGUACGCAUGUUAAACUAUUAAUUUUUUAUCACAAACCUGUGGUAGUUAUGAAACAAUUACUGUUUAACUUGACACGCUAUGCGUGCUAUUUAAGACGAGCAGAAAUGAAGAAAUUUUAAAGCUGUUUUUUUUUUUUUUUUUUUUGGUUGUUUGUUUUGUUCUUUUAGUUUUGCCUCUGCAUUGGAACAUGUUCCUACUCCCAGCUUUGUAUCACUGUCUGUUAGGCUGCUCUCUGGUUGUAUUUUACUGUAAGAGGUUAUGUAUUGUUUACCCUAGCAGGCUCCAUACAGGUUCUCUGGCAUACAGUCAGUAAACCCACCUCAAAAACUCACUCUGUCAUCACAGGGGCAUUCACGUUACUGCUUCUGAAACAGGGUCAACACGGGGCACUAACUCUGUACCCUAAGUGUUGUGUUUAGUGGAUAAGCUAUAUCUCAGACUUUAUACUGUAACCCGAUCCAACAUGGCACUUGACUGCAUUUAAACUUCAUUCACAGAAAUAUCUCUCCUCAAGUAGCUCUUUAUUUCUGUUCAAACAAUAAGCUAGCUCACGCAGCCUGCUAAGGGCUAAGCCCUAUAUGGCCUGACGAUGUGCUCUGUGUAUGCCUUCCAUAUAUAUGUGUGUAUAAACAUUUCUGUGUUUGCUGAAGUCCAUCAGUCCAUCGUCUUUCUCUGUCUCAGCUCUCUUUAAGUGACAGAAAAGACAACUGGCCUCCUUUUGGUCUCAGCCGCCCCCCCACUGACCUCAGCUAAUAAAAAUCCACAGCAUAACGCCAUGACACUAAUUGGACAACCCCUCCCUUCAUGUGCCAAAUGGCACAGACCUGAGCCUCAGGGGUCAUAGUUUACUCUGCCACCUCCCUCUUUAAAAGCAAUGGCCAGUUUAUGUCUGCAUGUGGGUCUCAGUCAGCAUACAUACGAUCCCCAGUUCCAGAUCCCUGAGCCCCUCACUGCAUCCACACCUCAGUUUCCUCUUCUUUUACUCUCCAGCUCCCUCUAAACGCGUAGCUCUUCCCAGAAGUCUUUGCAGUUUCCUCCCCCUGUCCACCGUUUUAUGUCAGCUGCUUGCAUGAAAUAGCUUGUUUUGUUUGUUUGUUUGUUCGUUUCUCCCAAUGUCACAUUGGCAGUAGCGGAGAGAAUCAUAGCUGGCAACUAUUUUAUUCAUUUUAAAUGUUCUUUUGUUUGUUUUUUGUUUCAACGUUCAAUUGCGAUAUUUAUAUUUUUGUAAUAUAAAAUAUGUUGUUGUUUUCUUUCAUUAUUAUCGUGAUGCCAGUGGAUAACAAAUGCAGGGAUUUUUAUGUCUAUUGAAACACUAUUACAGUUUAAUGUUUUGACAUUAAUGGAGUUUGAUCUGUAUAAAGUGCUUACUAAUGUUAAAUAGGAAAAAAAAGAGUAUAUAACAUUUUACACUACAGGUCUCAUCAUAGCUCUUAGAGGAUUUUAAAAGGAAAAAAAAUCAGUGGUUCUUCCAGACUGCCAUUUUGGUCUCGGUUGGCGUGGAUGUAUGCUGUUUUCAGUUACAAAGAUAAAUGUAUGCCAUAUAAUUUAUUUAUAUGAAAAUUUAUUUUUGUAGUGUACAUAGUAGUUGUCAAGGUAUUUGACAGAAGUAUAUUUUUAAAGAGUUUAUAUGUAAUGAUAUACCAUAACAGAAAAAAAAACUUAAGGUGCACACUUUCACUGCUUACUGUCUUGUGAGACAACAUCAACACCUCCCCUUCAGUAUUAUGUUCGGAUCCUCGGAGAGAGACAGCUGUUUCUGUGGGUUUGUCAAAGGCUAGCCAUGAAAGUAGGAAAUUGUACUAGCUCUCUAAAUAUUAAUGUUCAAACACUGAUAGAAUUCUAACAAAUAAAAAUAUUAUAACUUAUUUGUCUCGUUGUUCAUAACUUUAAUAAAUGGAAACUGAAAAAUA
Labrus bergylta (ballan wrasse) is the source of this 7754-nucleotide messenger RNA. NCBI's taxonomy places the organism in Eukaryota, Metazoa, Chordata, Actinopteri, Labriformes, Labridae. The record is from RefSeq and is a predicted model, not a curated record.